AUGAUAAAUAAUCCAAAAAUACAAAUGACAAUAUCGGGUGUCAUAAUAAUAACAAUUGUGUUUGUAUUUCAACAAUGUCAAGGAAGCACCUUACCUCCUGAUGCAUCUCUAAGGGAUGCAAUUCCUUCGAAGGAAUCCAAAAUCAUUGGUGGUUCUCAAAUUUCAAUUAAUGAUGCCAAAUAUCAGGUUUCGCUGCGUUUGGUGGCAAAUGAAAAUUCUCGCGGCUUUGGCUACGGGCACAUCUGUGGCGGUUCGAUUAUAUCGCAAAGAGUUAUACUGACAGCUGCCCAUUGUUGUUACAACACCGAUCCCGAAACUGAACGUAGAGCUGGAGAAUUUAAAGUUGUUGUGGGCUCCACACAAUUAUAUGUCAAGGAACCCAAUGUCCUGGAAUAUUAUGUUCAGCAAAUGGUUAAACAUGCCGGUUUUGAUCCGGUCAGUAUGAUCAAUGAUAUCGCGUUGGUAAUGAUCAAUGGUUAUAUACCAUGGAAUUGGCCGACGGCAAGGGCAAUACAUUUAAAUGCUAUGGAAUUGAAUAUGGGUGUACCGUGUAAUGUCAGUGGUUGGGGUAAAACUGAGAGGGGCCUUAUACCCAACAAUUUGCUGUCGACGGUAGUCCGAAGCAUAUCCUACGACGAAUGCGAGGCUUCCUAUGGUCAUAUACCACUGAGCAUGAUUUGUGCUGGUGAUUAUUAUGUGGGAGGUGUUGAUGCCUGUCAGGGUGAUUCUGGUGGGCCCAUGGUCUGUGCCAACAGUCAAGUUGGUAUUGUGUCAUGGGUAUGUGCCCCGCGAUCGGAUAUCUUCGGAAUUGGUAGGCUACAAGAUCCCCGUAUUAUCAAUGGAACCGAGGCCACCUUGGCAAAUACAAAACAUCAAGUUUCAAUUAGACGUCGUAUUAAUGAUGACUACUACUUUGGUAUGGGUCACAUUUGUGGUGGUUCCUUGAUAUCCGAAAAUGUUGUCCUGUGUGCCGGACAUUGUUUCACAGAACAAGUAUUUAACUUCUCCACGUACGAAGAUGACAUUGUUGUGAUCAUAUUGAAUGGCACAGUUCCCGCUGACCAUCCCACCGUGAAACCAAUUGUACUCAACGAUGGAGAAUUGAAAAAUGGUACUGUGUGUCAAGUUACUGGCUGGGGUGUAACGGAAGAGGGCUACAAUUCGGAUGUCUUAAUGACUGUCGAUGUCCCCUAUAUUCCACCAAAUGUGUGCCGCAAAGAAUCGGCUUAUUUGGAAUUGAUCAGACCCGGUAUGAUGUGUGCUGGUUAUUUAGAAGGUGAACGUGAUGCCUGUCAGGGUGAUUCUGGUGGUCCAUUGGUUUGUAAUAAUCGUCAGGCCGGUAUUACCUCUUGGGGUAGCGGUUGUGCUCUACCAUUGAAGCCUGGUGUCUAUACUGAUGUUGCCUUCUAUAAGGAUUGGAUUUUUCAAAAGAUAGCAGAAAAUAAUGGCACAUUGCCAAAAUUCGCCGGCAACGGAUCAAUGUCGAUAAAUAAUGGUUCCAUGUUGUUGGCUGCUAUUGUGGUGACAUUAUGUGCCCCGCCAUCGGAUAUCUUCGGAAUUGGUAGGCCACAAGAUCCCCGUAUUAUCAAUGGAACUGUGGCGACUUUGGCAAAUACUAAACAUCAAGUUUCUAUUAGACGUCGUCUAAAUGAUGGUUACUUCUUUGGUACCGGACAUAUUUGUGGUGGUUCUUUGAUUUCCGAAAAUGUGGUGCUGUGUGCCGGACAUUGUUUCACAGAUCAAGUAGCUUUCAAUGGUAGCUAUUUGCCUGAUGAAGACUUUAUUGUGGUCAUGGGAAAUUUGGAUCGUUUUGAACAGAACGAAAACACCUUAAGGUUCGAUAUAAAAAAAGUCGAAAAAUAUAGACAAGUAUUUAACUUCUCCUCGUACGAAGAUGAUAUUGUUGUGGUAAUAUUAAAUGGUACUGUUCCCGCCAAUCACACCACCGUGAAACCAAUUGUACUCAACGAUGGAGAAUUGAAAAAUGGUACUGUGUGUCAAGUUACUGGCUGGGGUGUAACCGAAGAGGGCUACUCAUCUGAUGUUUUAAUGACCCUCGAUGUCCCCUAUAUUCCACCAAAUGUUUGCCGCAAAGAAUCAGCCUAUGCGGAAUUGAUCAAACCCGGUAUGAUGUGUGCAGGUUAUUUAGAAGGUGAACGUGAUGCCUGUCAGGGUGAUUCAGGUGGUCCAUUGGUUUGUAAGAAUGUUCAGGCUGGUAUUACCUCAUGGGGUAGUGGCUGUGCUCAACCUUUGAAGCCUGGUGUCUAUACCGAUGUAGCUUACUAUAAGGAUUGGAUUCUACAAAAGGUAACAGAAAAUAAUGGCACAUUGCCAAAAUUCGCCGGCAACGGAUCAAUUUCGAUAAAUAAUGGUUCGAUGUUAUUAGCAGCUAUUUUGGUUACACUUAAUGUGAUAUUUAAAAUGUUUUAA
Messenger RNA from Musca vetustissima, 2430 nucleotides. RefSeq names its product transmembrane protease serine 9-like. Bases 1 to 2430 code for a protein of 809 amino acids. The transcript has 10 exons. Gene Ontology annotation, biological process: proteolysis. Gene Ontology annotation, molecular function: serine-type endopeptidase activity. The record is from RefSeq and is a predicted model, not a curated record. NCBI's taxonomy places the organism in Eukaryota, Metazoa, Arthropoda, Insecta, Diptera, Muscidae.